Messenger RNA from Trifolium pratense (red clover), 734 nucleotides. RefSeq names its product perakine reductase-like. NCBI's taxonomy places the organism in Eukaryota, Viridiplantae, Streptophyta, Magnoliopsida, Fabales, Fabaceae. Gene Ontology annotation, cellular component: cytoplasm. The coding region runs from base 334 to 609 and encodes 91 amino acids. The record is from RefSeq and is a predicted model, not a curated record. The transcript has 2 exons.
UUAGCUUACUCAGGAAUCAAUCCAAAUUGUUUCUAAUGACAGUCACUGUUGGCCUUGAGCCCUGCUGGGAUAAGCACUUACCAUAUAAGUGUUUCUGUAUAAGCUAUUUUUAUGAUAAAAGAUAAAUUAAAAUUAAACUAUUUUCAUAUUAGAUAUACGUGGUUUUAAUAAUCUCUCCCAAAUAGUGUCACAAGUCAUAAGUAUUUACUUAUGCUACUAGAUAAGGUCAAAUAAGCUAUAAGUUGUUUUCACUAACAUCUAUGUUUUCAACAAGCAAUCCAACCAAGGUUACAAGGUGAAAACUUAGACAAGAACAAAAUAUUGUAUUCUUGGAUGGAAAAGUUGGCAGAGGAGAAGCAUGAAUGUACAUCUUCACAACUUGCUCUUGCAUGGAUUCUUCAUCAAGGAGACGAUGUUGUGCCCAUCCCUGGAACAACCAAGAUAAAAAAUAUUGAAAGUAAUAUCAGUUCGUUUAAAGUGAAGCUCAACAAAGAUGAUUUGAAAGAGAUCGAAGAGGCUGUGCCAAUAUCUGAGGUGGCAGGGAAUCGGACACCCGAUGCUUUUGUUCAAUUGUCAUGGAAGUUUGCUAAUACUCCGUCAAAAGCAUAGUUUGAGACCAGUUUUGCAUCUCAGUGUUUGCAAUUAAAAGUUUCUAGUUGGUCUCUUACAUGACUCGCAAAUGUAAUCCCAUAUGAAUAUGAACAAAACCGAUUGUAAUCAGUCGAAUAAGAAUA